This is a messenger RNA of Xylona heveae TC161, 829 nucleotides long. RefSeq names its product ribonucleo protein-associated protein. The record is from RefSeq and is a predicted model, not a curated record. NCBI's taxonomy places the organism in Eukaryota, Fungi, Ascomycota, Xylonomycetes, Xylonales, Xylonaceae. Gene Ontology annotation, cellular component: precatalytic spliceosome; box C/D methylation guide snoRNP complex; small-subunit processome. Bases 67 to 444 code for a protein of 125 amino acids. Gene Ontology annotation, molecular function: RNA binding. The transcript has 3 exons. Gene Ontology annotation, biological process: ribosome biogenesis; mRNA splicing, via spliceosome; maturation of SSU-rRNA.
AGUGAACCUUCGGGCGAGCAACCAUAUUUCUUUUAUUUAGACUUUAAUUCCAAUACAUAGACAAAAAUGUCUGAAAGCGGAGCUGCCUGGCCCGUCGCCGACGAGUCCCUCUCGCAGGAGAUUCUGGACCUGGUUCAGCAGGCCAGCCACUACCGUCAGUUGAAGAAGGGUGCCAACGAGGCCACCAAGACUCUCAACCGUGGUAUCUCGGAAGUCAUCAUCAUGGCCGCUGACACCUCUCCCUUGGCCAUCCUGCUCCACUUGCCUCUGCUCUGCGAGGACAAGAACGUUCCCUACGUCUACGUCCCCAGCAAGGUUGCUCUCGGCCGUGCCUGCGGUGUCAGCCGUGCCGUCAUCGCUGUCAGCAUCACCACCAACGAGGCUAGCGACCUGACCAACCAGAUCCGCACCCUCAAGAACAAGGUCGAGCGUCUCAUGAUCUGAGGUGCUGGAAUACGCUCUUAGAUAAUGCAUGGGGUAUGGUCUACCUGCGGUCAAUUGUAUCAAAGGGAUUGCCGUUUUCUAUGUCAAAAGGAUAAGGAACAACGGUCCUUGAUACAAUAAAGUAUGUCCCUCGGCCCGACUUGGAUCUGCUUGUAUGUAGAAACAUAAUGGACAUAUAGAUUUGAACAUGCUUUUACCAUGUGCUUUUGAGCCGUGCAUAUUGUACCUGUUGAACAGCGAAGGGUUAUUGUGAGGCGUGAAUGAUCCAGCAGUCAUGGCAAGUAAUCAGAUAGUAAGGUGAGGCUAAGAAUAUUAUAUUGUACUGGUAUCUACAGUCAUAUAUAUACUCGAGCACUGGCUCUAUUGAUACAAAAAUAAUGCUCCU